CUUCCUUCACUGACGGCCUCCAGCCUUACGAACGAUGCCUCCCCACCCCACCCCCGGCAACCCGCGCACUCUCCUCCUCACGAUCGAUGCGUUCGGCACCAUCUUCCACCCCCGCGACCCCGUCCCCCAGCAAUACGCGUCCGCCGCGCACAGAUUCGGCCUCCCUCGCGCCACCGUCACCGCAGACCGGCUGCAAUCCGCCUUCAAGGCCGUCUUCAAAGCCCAAUCCCGAGCGUACCCCAACUACGGUCGCGCCCAAGCUCUGCGCGGCGAGUACGGCGGGCCAAGACAAUGGUGGGAAGAGGUGAUCCGGGGCAGCUUCGCGCGCGUGUUGGAUGUCCCUGGCUCUCGCUCUGCCACCACCGUUGAUGCCUCGUCCCCCACCCGCACAGACAGCACCUUACCCGACGGCCUCGUCCAACAUCUGCUCGACCGCUUCGCGUGCCGGGACGGCUACGCACUCGACGCCAACGCCGAUGCGUUCUUCACGCGGCUCCGCCACCUCAAAAGCACGAACUCGCGGCUGGGCCCGUUCGAUCGCGUCGUGGUCGGCGUGGUGUCCAACUCCGAUGACCGCGUGCCGGCCGUGCUGGAGUCGCUGGGCCUGCGGGUGGGGAUGUGUCGGGCCGACCAGGAUGUCUCGAGUACACAGCUGCCGGGGUUCGAGAUGCGGGAGCCGCGCGAUGCAGACCGAGUCAAUUGUCACCAAAGCGACGAGCGGAUUUACGAUCUGGAUAUGGUGAUCACCAGCUACGAGGCGGGAGCGGAGAAGCCCAGCCCCGUGAUCUUUGAGGUGGCCCGGCGCCAAGCCAUGAAGCUGGUGGGCGCGAGUGAGGGCAGCGAUGGACGCAACUGGACGUGCGUCCACGUGGGCGACAACUACGACAAGGACUACCGCGCGGCGAUAGAUGCCGGCUGGCAGGCAUUCUACAUCCCUCUCGGGGAUGACGCGAAACGGCCGUCCCAGGGGUCGAGGACUGGGUCGCUGUUGGACGUGAUCUCUGAGUUGCAGCGGUUCGAGUAGGGACACGGUGGGCGUAGUGGCUGUGCAGUACUGUACGUCACAUUUUCUGGCUCUCCGGCAGUAAUCCAACCAGGGGCGGUGCAGAGCAAAGUAAAAACGCUCCUGUCCGUGUAGAUAGCUCGAAUGCGCACUCCGAAGCUUUUCUGGUUGCACAAUGCCCU
This is a messenger RNA of Aspergillus japonicus CBS 114.51, 1185 nucleotides long. Its product is annotated as haloacid dehalogenase-like hydrolase. The record is from RefSeq and is a predicted model, not a curated record. Bases 35 to 1024 code for a protein of 329 amino acids. NCBI's taxonomy places the organism in Eukaryota, Fungi, Ascomycota, Eurotiomycetes, Eurotiales, Aspergillaceae. The transcript has a single exon.